AACCUAUAUCAUAAAGGUACCAAAAUGAAAAUUUGAGAAGGCAACCCCUGUUAGAAUCCUGUGUCCCAGCCUUUUGCUCGGUAUUCUGCUCUUUUGCUCGCCCCUUCUUCAUCGUCAAUUAUGAUGGCGGCUGCCACUCUCAGUCUCACCAACUAUCAGCUUCAAAGCCACCCGUUACUUCCACAGCCAUUGUCGAAGUCGAACACUCUCCUCUUCUCUCAGCCGCCGCAUCCCUCGUCGUCUUUCUACUUACCAACGGCCAAAGACGUGAAGAAGUUGGAUGGCAGAAGGAAGGCGGUAGAAGGUCUUUCUUGCCGGGCCGCCGUUAGAGCCGCAGGCGGAUGGCGAAGGCCUGAUGUGUCGCCGUGGGAUGAUAAGCCGUACGAGAUUCUUCCCACUGGGAAGAGGGCUUACUUAGACGAGCAAGACGUGGUGGCGUUUCUCGACCCUCCCAUGGAGUUGAUCCCUCUUGACCCGGCUUCUUACAACCCAGCUGCCUACCUCUGGUGAUUUUCUGUUUCCACCACACAAUUGCAUUUCUCUCUUGUAAUUGUAAAAAAAAAUUCAUUUCCUGCUGAAGCAGAUUGACUAUUGAAGUACCCAUUUGGAGUUCAAGUUUUAGAAUAUCUGGGAUGUUAUGUAAUUGAGGUUUACAGCGAUGCUAGACUACUAACUGUUGAGGAAGAAAAUCGAUGAUGUACCUGAAGAGAGGCGCCAUCGAUUGAUCCACCUGUUGGAUCCUGGACUCAUAUCAAGAGCUUGGGAAAUAGCAGGGACGCGUUACGAGGAUUCUAAGCUAACUAAGUUGAUGGCAUCCAACUUAUUAACCUGUAAAGAUGGAGAGAGAUCACUUGAGUUCUAUCAUUGCCGAAGUGGUGGAGGUCCUUCGCCGAUUGGUUGGAUGAAAUUCUUCAAGAAGGCUAUAUUUCGCAGCAAUAGUGGGAAGGUUUAUGGGCGAUUUAUUGCUGGAGGAGUUGUGGGUCAAAUUGCAAACUCCAUCAGUCCACUCUACUUUUUGACAACUGAAGAUAGAGAAGUGAUGGCAACAGAGCAGCCUUGUGAUUUAGCGUAUGAAUUUGGUGAUGGUCAUUUGAAUCUCGACAACUGUCCAGUUGGCUUCCCAAAACCAGGGAAGCAUCCCUAUCCAUUCAACGACCAGGUUAUGGUGUAUGUUCGUCACAUAGGACCAGGAGUGUCCGUCGGCCAAGCAUGGCAGGAAGGGAAGGAGUUGCAACAAGUGCCCCGGAAGCUGUGUGGUGAGAUUCUGAUGGUGAAAGACUAUUCUGCUGCAUAGUCCCGGUGAGGAACAACAUCUUCAGUCUCAACUCUCAACCUUAAUGUUUCUGCCACUGCGUCCCAUGAGUUGGCUUGUAGAUCAAAGAUGAAGAAGUUUUUGAGCCAUGUGAACAAGGGUAUUCGCCAGGCUGGCCGGCCUAGAGAAUCCGGUAAGAAUGAUCUCUUGUGAAGUAACAAAACAAGAAUCUAUGAGAGCGUUGCCGGAUCUGAAGGAUUUGGCUCUUGAUUGGUGUCCAGUUUAGAAGUUGUCUAACUGAAACACAUAGUGGGAGUAUAGGUUUCAAAUUCAGUUGUUUACUUAUGUUCAUCCACCUCCGUUUAAUAUUCAAAGGGGACAGCCUAAUCAUAUGGGGCAAUUAUAUUCUAUGACUAUAAUGUUGGUAGGAGAAAACAAGCCUCAACAAAUUAAUUGGAAAAGCUGGCCUGUGAAUUGUAUCGUUAGAACUAUCGAUUGGUUGUAGUCAAUCACAUCGAGAUUGUGCUACAGAUAUGGCUGCCUCUUCGAAACAUGUUACUAGUCAAAGGUAAGAGAGUAAAAUUUGUGCUGAUGAGAAUGGUAGUAUGAAUGCAGGAACAGGGCAAAA
Linum tenue is the source of this 1880-nucleotide messenger RNA. The record is from the annotation of a GenBank genome assembly. Lineage: Eukaryota; Viridiplantae; Streptophyta; Magnoliopsida; Malpighiales; Linaceae.